Linum trigynum is the source of this 4761-nucleotide messenger RNA. NCBI's taxonomy places the organism in Eukaryota, Viridiplantae, Streptophyta, Magnoliopsida, Malpighiales, Linaceae. The record is from the annotation of a GenBank genome assembly.
GGUAGUAUUUUAAAUUAUGAAACAUCAUUGCAAAAUCAUCGUGGUGUCUUAAACCUAUGGCUGGUGUGGUUUAUAAUGGGGCAUAAUACAUGAAUUUGAAUGUCUUUGUUGGAUAUAUUUUAUUCCAGGCUCUAAAACAAGAUAUUAAAUUGUCCGAGGGAAGAUAAUAAGACCCAAGAUAAGAGAAUCAAAUAAAGUUCGAGUGGUAAGUUAAAUGAAGAGAAUUUUGAAUACAAGUCUAUGCUUAACCUAAGAGUUGAGAUUGCAAUAUUAGAGUUCACCACCAUGAGGAGCAUACACCUAUUGACACUUACUUUCAUGGUUGUCAAACAGUGAUUCAUUACUGAGAAAGAGAGGUGGAGAGGGCUUGAGAGAAAGAAGGGAGAAACCUAUUGACACUUACUUUAAACAGUGAUUCAUUACUGAGAAAUAGAGGUGGAGAGGGCUUGAGAGAAAGAAGGGAGAAAAAUGGAGUGUAAAUAAAUUAUAUAAGAUAGAUAAUUGGACAUCUUUGGGUAACUAAACUUAUUGAGACGAAUUAGUUCAAAACAUGGAGAAGAGGAAAAGAGAUAUAGAGAGGAAGAGGAAGAAUUGACAGGUUGACAAGUGAGCAAUAAAUCUUCAAUAAAUUGGAGUAUUUUAAACAAUGAUGCAUUAUUGUAAGAGUCGAGAUUACAAUAUUAGAGUUCACCACCAUGGGGCGCACAGGUGCAUAUUGGUGCUUACUUUCAUAAUUUCAUGGUUGUCAAACAAUGAUUCAUGACUAAGAAAGAGAGGUGGAGAGGGCUUAAGGGAAAGAAGGGAGAGGAAUGAUGUGUUAUUAAAUGAUAUAAGAUCGAUAGUGAAACAUAUUUAAUAACUCAACUUAUUGAAACUAAUUUGUUCUAGAUAUGGAGAAGAGGAAAAGAGAUAUAGAGAGAGAGGAAAGAACCAGGAGGACGACAAAGAAAGCAAUGGAAAGAGGUCAGGUGGUUGUGAACGUUAGGAUGUAUUUUUUUUAACUUUAUUAUAUGUUGAAUGAGAACAUGCAAAAUUAUGUUUAGAAAUCUAAAUUAAACUCCAAAUAUUAAAAUCUUAAAUCCAUAUCUUACACACUUAUAUUUUUUGAAAUAUGUCUAAAACUGAUAAAUAGGUUGGAAAUUGAUCAGACUGUGAAACCUUAAAACCACUUACUUUAUUAACUUAAUAAUUUAAAUUGAUUGACAACUUUGUUUAUUUCACACAUAUUAAUACGGUAACAAAACUCAUCUGGCCAACUGGCCGGGCAAAAUUGCUUAUGUACGGAGCCAUCUGGUGGGACAUGUGAGAUGUGGCAAUGUAAACUUAGUCCAGGCCCGAUAGGUAUGUACUUAAGUUCCCAAAGCCCAUUGAAGGAAUCCAGCUUGCUUUUCUAUACAUACUGUGUAUACAGUCUCUACCCGCCUUUACGGUCAGUUUCAUUCUGCCAGAACGUGUCACAUUCACAAGGCAAAUCCAUUAUCCAUGGCUGCCGUUGUUCUGCUGCUGGCGAUGAUACGGUCACGGUGAAUUUCCCUACAUCCUCUUUGUCCUUUCUUUGUUUCACGGCUGCUGUUGUAUUGGUUUUCUGUAAAACUAAAAAGCUUUCACCUAUUGGGGAUUUUGCUUUGAUGAGCUCUGCUGCUGCUAAACGCUGCAGGGUUCAUAUUAUACCCUCCUGGCAUUCGAUUGUUUGCCGCAUAAUUCAUCUGGGAUUCUCUACUUUUCCUAGCGCGGGAUGGGAUGGAAUUCAAUUUGAUAGGAUUGUUGUUCUCUGUAAUGGUCUUCAGAUUUCCCCCUUAUUGGCCAAAUUAAAAAGAUGGAUCAUGUCAGGUUCAGACGAAAUUCCAUAUUUCUGGGUGUUUGCGAAUGUUUGAUAGCUGUUAAUUGGUUAUUAGACUGUUUUCUGAGAAUGGUGUAGAGAAGAGAAGUUAACAACUGUUUUGUGAUGAAAAGGAGUGUGCUUUUUCAUGCUUUGAGCUUGCCCAAUUCCACCUAGUUCUUACAUGUGAAUUUGAAGAUGCGUUUUGCCGUAAUGUUUGGAUCGUUUAUUGAUUCUUUGGUUUAUUUUUAUCUUUGGCUAUAUUAUAUAAUGUCAGGUCCAUGAUCAACAAGGGUUUUCGCAUGUGAAACAGUAAGCUUCUUUGAGUGAGGAGGAAGGUGCCAGAUGUGUAGGAAACUUCCUCUGAAAGAGAAGUCCUUGUUUGGUCAUCUUUUGUAUGGUUUCGAUAUAUGUUCUUGGAGUGAUAAGCACAGAGAAGGGCACAAACUGAUCUGGAGAUACUGCACAGAAAGCUAGCGGUAAUAGAGAUAGAGGGAAAUGGGGUUAGAAAUCGCAGAGCCAAACUCCUGCAUUAGAGGUUGCUGCGGCAGCAGUUCAAUCCCACUCCAUCUCCCACCUUCUUCUUACACCAUCCUGUCCCCAAUCGCGAAAGGAGCAGAGAGUGUGGUCUAUGAAGCCAUCCUGAAUGGCAGAAAAGUUGCCGUGAAGAAACCCAUAUUGUCCACAUCUGAGCACAUGGACAAGUUUCACAAGGAGCUCCAACUGUUAUGCACAGUGGAUCAUCCAGCGAUAUCCAUGUUGGUAGCAGCCCAUGCAAAGCCUCCGAAUUACAUGUUUUUCUUUGAACUCUUUGAACAUGGAAGUCUCGCCGACAAAUUGCAUGCUGAAGAGUGGAAUCCAAGCAUCCAUCAGGUCCUUCUUAUCACUCUCCACCUUGCCAAGGCUUUGCAGUAUCUGCACAAGCUUGGCAUUGUCCAUAGAGAUGUGAAACCAGCAAACGUGCUUCUCGACGAUAACCUUCAUCCUCACUUAUCUGACUUUGGCCUGGCAGAAUACUGCAGCAAUCUCAAACAAGUCUCGGCACAAAACUGGAGAUCUUCAGGCAAGCCGACUGGUGGGUUUCAUAAAAAGAAUAUGGUUGGGACACUUAUCUACAUGGCCCCUGAAAUAUUGAGGAAGGAGGUUCACACUGAACAAUCCGAUGUCUACAGCUUUGGGAUAACAGUAAACGAGAUUCUCACUGGUGUCGUCCCUUAUACUGAUCUACGAGCAGAAGCUCAGGCCCAUACCGUGUUGGAAAUGAACUAUACCGAGCAGCAACUCACAGCUGCUGUGGUUUCUGAUAAACUGAGACCUGCUCUUGCUACUCUUCCUCUCUCAGGUGGAUCUCCACUGCCAAGUAGUCUGCUUUCUUUGAUACAGAGGUGUUGGGAUGAUAAACCUGAUAGCAGACCUUCUUUCAAUGACAUAGUUUCAGAACUAGACUUGAUGAUGGAGCAGGAAUUGGUUUCAGUGGUCCCUGUGGAUAAAUUUAAAAAAUCUUCUGUGACUUACCAGGAGGCUACUAACUGGUUCGAUAAGGGCGAACAACUGUCAAAGGGAGCACCUUUUGCAGGUUUAAGCAAUUGGGUUGAUUCCUUGUUACAAGAAUAUCAUCCAGUGCUUUCUUGUGGAUCCUUUGCUUCUCGUGGUAGAAGGGAGACAAUGGAGGAUACACACUUCCUGAAGCCCAACUUCUGUAACGAAAACUUCAUCCAUUUUUUUGGUAUCUUUGAUGGUCAUAGAGGUGGAGCAGCUGCUGAAUUCUCGGCGAAAGCUCUGCCAGGGUUCUUGCACCAUCCAGCUCAAACAACAGCAAUAAGCAACAGCCCUGGAGAUGCACUGAUAGAAUCAUUCAUCAAAACAGACAUCGCAUUCAGGAAAGAACUGGAUUCCCAUCGCAUCACCAGAAAAAACACUCAGAAAGACUGGCAUCCCGGUUGCACUGCUAUGGCUUCUUUAAUAGUCGGAAACAGACUGUUCGUUGCCAAUGCAGGUGAUUGCAGGACGGUGCUAUGUCGAGCUGGCAAUGCGUUUCCUCUGACCAAGGAUCACACUGCGAGCGAUCCUGACGAGAGGGAACGAGUUGUGAAUGCCGGUGGAGAAGUCGAGUGGCGUGUUGACACUUGGAGGGUGGGUCGAGCUGCGCUUCAGGUUACUCGCUCAAUCGGUGACGAUGAUCUGAAGCCUGCUGUCACUGCUGAACCAGAGGUAACGGAGACUAAUCUAACGGAAGAGGACGAGUUCCUGGUGAUGGCGAGCGACGGGUUGUGGGAUUGUGUGAAGAACGAUGACGUGGUGAGCAUCGUUAGGGACACCGUGAAAGAACCCACGAUGUGCUCCAAGAGACUGGCAACGGAAGCUGCAGAGCGAGGUAGUAAUGAUAACAUUACUGUGAUCGUGGUAUUCCUCCGGCCAGUAUCAACAGCAGAGCGAGUUUACUAGCCCGACAGGGAAAAAAAAUAGUCUGGUUCGUGUUUAUGUCUGUAUAUUAUUCGAGUAUACAGAUUGUUUUGCUUGCUGAUCGGCAGAAACACAAACGUUUUGCAUUGCCAUCUGACAAAUGAAUGAAUUUGCGGAACAGAACUGAUUAUUGAGGUCUUUACAUCAAACAACAUGUGGUUUUGUAUUAAUGUUAACCAUUUACUAGCGUAAGAACCGCCCUAUUGGUCGAGUUUCUCGUACUUAGUUCACAACAAACAGCUGCAAUUUGCUUUACACAGACGCUCAGCUUCUCUCCUAAUCAACUUGGCCGUAGGCAGCAGUGGUGUACUAACUACUAAGUACGAACCAUAUAUCCUAGGUGACAAUGGUGUAAAAGGCCGAGCUCGAGCAAUUGGAGUCUUCUUCAGAAUCGGGUACCAUGAGAGCCGUCUGUAGCCACGAAAAGGAAAGAGAGUUUAGAGUUCAUCUUCAACAAAGAAUAAGAUCAUAUAUGCACU